AUGAGUGAGGAAUAUCCCGUUGAAGGUACCAGCGAUGCAAUAUCACAGCAAGUGCUUCCGUUGGAGGUCAUCGAUAGAUCAAUUGGAAAGAAAGUUCGUAUAUUAAUGACCAGUGAUAAAGAGUUUCGUGGGACGCUAAUAGGAUUUGAUGAUUUCGUUAACAUGGUAUUGGAGGAUGUUACUGUGGUAACGGACAGUGAUAAUGACGCUGAUACAAAGGACGAGGUUGUUAAAAAGAUGUUAUUGAACGGCGGUCAAGUAGCUAUGAUUAUCCCAGACGUGGUAAACGCAUAA
Lodderomyces parapsilosis is the source of this 294-nucleotide messenger RNA. Its product is annotated as RNA-binding protein. Lineage: Eukaryota; Fungi; Ascomycota; Pichiomycetes; Serinales; Debaryomycetaceae. The coding region runs from base 1 to 294 and encodes 97 amino acids. Gene Ontology annotation, molecular function: RNA binding. Gene Ontology annotation, cellular component: U6 snRNP; Lsm1-7-Pat1 complex; U4/U6 x U5 tri-snRNP complex. The record is from RefSeq and is a predicted model, not a curated record. The transcript has a single exon. Gene Ontology annotation, biological process: mRNA splicing, via spliceosome.